Molecule: messenger RNA, 4046 nt
Organism: Biomphalaria glabrata
Lineage: Eukaryota; Metazoa; Mollusca; Gastropoda; Planorbidae
Product: CDK5 and ABL1 enzyme substrate 1-like
Exons: 14
Coding region: 31-1662 (543 amino acids)
Biological process (GO): regulation of cell cycle
Source: RefSeq, a predicted model, not a curated record
CUCUGACUUAAAAAUGAAUUAUAAAUUCUAAUGGCCAGCUCGACACGAAGACAACAAAAGUAUCGCUCACGAAGAAGAUUAGCAGCUCUCAGUUUUCUAUCGAAUAUUUCUCUGGAUGGUACAUAUACUGCAUUACCUUUAGUGCUCAAUGGCAAGGAAAAGGAACUGUCAAAUAAUCCUUACGAGAUAGGCAAUUGCGAUGGCAAAUUAUGUAGACCUAAUGAUCAACAACUCGGGUCACUUGGCCUUGGGCUUGGCCAUGACAACAAUGAAAACGAAGGAAUAGAAAAUGCUUCGUGUUCUGUUUCUCCCUUGAAAGACGAUGCUUCUAAGAGAUCUGUUAUAAAUAGUGCAAAGCUAUCAAGUGCUUGCACAAAAUCACCUAGAAGCUCAAGAUUUGAGAGAGCUAAUGAUGGAUAUGGUGGAAAAAGAUGGAGAGCGUCGUCUUACUCUAGCGGUGACAAACCUGGUAAGCCAACGAGACGUCUUUUACACUUAAAUUCUGAUCCUGUUGAUUGCCUCCCUAACGCAGUUAAGAGGCAAAUUUUUGGAGAGGGUCAGGGAUUGGGUGAUCGCAGUAGAAGAUCCAGUAUAGCUUCUGGGGAAUCUGGCAAAUCCAGUACCGGAGAUCUAACUGCCAUAGUCGGUGACACCAACCCGUUUUCUGAUUUAACAUAUAAACGAAUAUUUUUGGUGUCUGGAAAUCGUUUUCCUUUGGGAAUUUGCUCAGUUUUGUCAUUUUCUACACAAGUAUCUCUCAAAACAAAAGAAGAAGGACGUGUUCGUCAUCUGUCUGGACAUUCAGGUUCUCGGUCACAUUCGUCACAAGAAGGGCUACUGUUUGUUGGUUUACAACAUGGUGCCAAGCAAGAAGAGGAAGUAUCAUACAGUCGUUUUUUGGUAGCAUCCAAUAGAAAAAAUGUGGCAAAAAGAGCUUAUUCAGAGCAUAAAGAUCAAAUAUCCAGCCGAUCAAGCGAAAUAAAUAAAACGGCCUCCUUCUCGUUAUAUCAAGAGGGUCCACAUGGCAUAUACCAACACGGCACCCCUCCCCAACACCUGUGGCACCCUCAUAAUAGCCCUUGGCAGUGGCAUUGUCAUCUAGAAACAGUGCAAGAAGACUCUAACGAUGCUUACCAUGCUAACAAAUUGGAUGAUCCAGAACUGCAGUCUGGCAGCUACAGAACUGAACUAACCUUUAAAUCUUAUCUGACCUCAAUAAUUGAUUAUGUCAAGCCGUCAAUGUUGAAAAAAGAACUGAAUGAAAAGUUUAAAGAAAGGUAUCCAAAUGUCCAGCUAACUCUGUCUAAACUAAGAAGUUUAAAAAAGGAGUUGUGUCACAUAGCCCACAUAAAAUGUGGUGUUGACCUGUGGACUGUAGCCCAGGCGUAUGUCUUUUUUGAAAAGAUUAUUCUCAAACAAUUAAUCACAAAGCAGAAUCGCAAACUCUGUGCAGGAGCAUGUCUUCUUCUAUCCUGUAAGCUAAAUGAUGUUAAAGGUCCAACACUUAGCAGACUUAUUGAACAAGUGGUGGAUGAUUUCCGUGUGAACAGAAAGGAACUGUUACAGUAUGAGAUAGAAUGCCUGGUUGCCAUUGAGUUCUAUCUUCACAUCCCAGAUACAGAAAUAUAUCCACAUUACCAGAGAUUAUUGUACAAGUCCUAACAGUAACUGUAGGAAGAUCUAGCUAUAUGUUGAUGCUUGAAAAUUUAAAUCUUAAGAUUUAUAAACUUAGAUUGAAGUCAUUGAAGUUUUUUUAGGACUAAGGAACAAGGCAGAAGAAUAUAUGUUAGAUCAGUUCAUAUGUUUAUUGUUUAUUGAUUAUCCAAGACAUAGUCAAUACAUUCUUCUUCUAAAUGCUUGUUAGAUUUUAAAUUGAAUUAUUUUUGUUUAAAUGUUUGAAGCAAAUUGCUGCUAUAUGUUGUAUAUAGGUUGUUGUUUUUUUUGUAACAGUUUUUUCUUCUGCUUAAAAUUGUGUUUGAGUUUAUUUUUUAGGUAACUGUUGACUGUAACAGCAAAACAACACUGUACAUCAAAACACUUUUUUUUCCCCCUGUGCCUCAAAAAAUGUUCUAGAUUCUUGUUCAGCUAUUUAUUAUUACAUAGUGUACAUAUAGUCUUAUUUUUUUAUGCCAUUUUUUUGUACAUAAAUAUUUAUAUAAUCAAAAUCAUGUUCUGCUUUUAUUAUUUUAAAAAUCGUUUGGGGAAACUGAAGUUUGAAACUGAUCCGAAAUUUAUCCAUGUAAGGAGUGUCAAGCUGUAUUCCUAGGAAUGUAACUCUGUGUAGCAUGCUAUUAAUGAGCUCCAGUUAGUCUUACAACACAACAUAAGGGGAAUAGUUGCUAUAUUAUUUAUAAAGUAUUGGUAUAGAUUAUGGAGGCAGGGUGGCUGAGCGUUAAAGUGCUAGGCUUCCUAACUGGGGGUCCUGAGUUUGAAUCCUGGUGAAAACUGGGAUUUUUAAUUGCGGGAUCUUUGGGCGCCUCUGAGUCCACCCAGCUCUGAUGGGAACCUGGUCAUUAGUUGGGGAAAAAUAAAGGUGGUUGGUCAUUGUGCUGGUCACAUGACACCAUCAUUAACCAUGGGCUACAGAAACAGAUGACCUUUACAUCAUUUUCCCUAUAGAUCACAAGGUCAAAGGGGAACAUUUUUCACCAGUAUGGAAAUGCUUUAACAAUACAACAAUAUUGACUCUCUUCCUCACUAGUAAUAAAAUUAGAAUUUUGUUCUUGCUCUCCAGAGCUGCCAAAUUUAUGUCUAAAUGUGCUCAAGAGCUAAUCAAUGUAUAUGUUACAGCCAAAGCUAAAAGUUUGUUGUUUUUUUUUCUUUGGCCGAAAUAGUUGCAAAUCCCAUAGUGUUGAGAGAUGUUGAAGAAAUGUGAUAUGAAUGUUACAAUUUGUUCCUUGAGAAUUGAUAUAUUUGUUUGCAGCCAAUUUGUCAUAUUUUAAAAAGAAAUAUUUAGUUUGUUGAUAAAUAACAGUGAUUUCCAGUCAUGUUUCAGUAUUGGCUAUUUUUCAUAUAUUUUACAUUUAGAGUUGCCAGCAAGAAGAAGAGUCCUGUAAAGUAAGAGUUUGAAUUGUAUUUUCUGAAUGGCAUAUUAAAACAAACUUUGAAAGCUGAAGAAGCUAAAAUCUUUUAAUUUUCUUUUCAAUAAGAACACAAUUAAUUACAGUACAAUAGAAAGAAGUGUAAUGUUUUAGAUGUUAUUCUAUUUUUUUAUUAUCAAGUAGGUCAAUCUAUUAGCAUUCUCUAAACUCUUGACCUGAAGUAUCAUGGACUUUUCCUGGUAAUAGGGUAAUAAUAUGAUAUGGUCUUAUUAUGAGCAGUGUCAAGAAAUCUUUUUCUCAGUCAUGUGACACUUAGCAUAUUUGGGAGGUGAAUGCAAAUGCCACUGGCUUAUUUCCAAUCUCUUGAUUAGCUUAGUAGUGAUUAUAACCUUCUUUGGGAUAAUGUAGAAUAUUGUUAGCCAUAAAAGUAGGCUCUCCACACCCUCAUUUUCUCUUGUGAUGUUCUGUGUCUAAAAAUUAAAUUAUACUGAUUUAUUCUAAAGAUCAUAUUUAUCUUAGACCUAGAAAAGUGAAGUUUAAAAUUACUUUAGGCUUAUGGCAUUAAAUUAUAUUAUCUGACAAAACCUAUUAUUGGCGUGGACCCAGUAUGACACUUGUCAAGUGUUGUUGUUUUGGAAUUUUUAGACCUGAACCUUGGCAUUUCUUCUAAUGUAGAUCUCUCAUAAAAAAAUAUAGAUCCUUAUAGUCAAUUAUCUAUAAAAAGCAAAAGAAAAAAAUCUUCAUAAAAAUGGUUAAUGUUUUUUAUUUUCAUUGCAAUUUAAAUAGGUUGUAAUUUGUAAGCAUUGGCAUUCAAGCAACUAUGAUAAUAGUUUAUAAUUAUUAUAAUUAUAAUAAUUUAUUAUGCUUUUUAUAUAAUAAUAUUUUUUGUAUCUGCCUGUUGUUUUUUUCAUGUCAACUUUUAGUUUGUAAUUCCUUGUGCAUUGGUGUUUUGUCAACUAGCUGUGUACAUAUAUUUCUAUGAAAUAAAAGGACACGUGAAGAUUA